Molecule: messenger RNA, 3006 nt
Organism: Sceloporus undulatus (fence lizard)
Lineage: Eukaryota; Metazoa; Chordata; Lepidosauria; Squamata; Phrynosomatidae
Gene: XRCC5
Product: X-ray repair cross complementing 5
Exons: 21
Biological process (GO): cellular response to gamma radiation; double-strand break repair via nonhomologous end joining; telomere maintenance
Cellular component (GO): Ku70:Ku80 complex; nucleus
Molecular function (GO): telomeric repeat DNA binding; damaged DNA binding; double-stranded DNA binding
Source: RefSeq, a predicted model, not a curated record
AGAUCCAGGCGCCGCAGCGGAGGCGGGUCUGCUUCACUCAGGAAGGAAGGAAGCAAGCAAGCAAGCAAGCAAGCAAGAAAGAAAGAGACAUGUCCCGCGCGAAGGCCGCAGUGGUGCUAUGUAUGGAUGUUGGCUUUUCGAUGAGCCAUUCUGGUCCUGGAGAGGAGUCUCCUUUCGAACAAUCCAAGAAAGUAAUGACAAUGUUUGUGCAACGACAGGUGUUUGCAGAGAGUAAAGAUGAAAUUUCGUUGGUUUUAUUUGGCACAGAGAACACAGCAAACAGUCUUGCCAGUGGGGAUCAGUAUCAGCAUAUUGCUGUGCACAGACACCUGAUGCUGCCGGAUUUUGAUUUGUUGGAAGACAUACAAAAUGUGAUUCAGCCUACCUCUGAACAAGGAGACAUUCUCGAUGCUCUGAUUGUGUGUAUGGACUUGCUUCAAAGAGAGACAAUGUAAGGAAAAAAAUAUGACAAGCGACACAUUGAGGUUUUUACUGACCUUGGCAGUCCCUUCAGUGAGGAUCAACUGGAUGUUAUCAUUGCUAACUUGAAGAAAACAGGGAUUUCACUUCAGUUUUUCUUGCCAUUUCCAGUGAAUGACGAAGGUGGAAGUGGGGAUAAGAUUGAUCGUGUACAGUCUAAUAGGCAGCAAAACUCUUUUCCAAGAAAAGGGCUAUCGGACCAGCAGAAAGAAGGCCUUCAAAUGGUGCGGAAGCUGAUGCUUUCACUAGACAAAGAAGAUGGCCUGGAGGACAUUUACACUUUCAGAGAGAGUCUGGAGCGUCUUUCAAUGUUUAAGAAGGUUGAAAGGAGGCCCAUGUCUUGGCCCUGCCAACUUACAAUUGGUUCUAAACUAUCUAUAAGGAUUGUGGCUUAUAAAUCAUUCACUGAGGAGAAAGUGAAAAAAUCCUGGAUGUCGGUGGAUGCAAAGACUCUAAAAAAAGAUGAUGUGCAGAAAGAAACAGUUUAUUGCUUGAAUGAUGAUGAUGAAACAGAGAUCCAAAAAGAGGAUGUUAUUCAAGGAUUUCGCUAUGGGAGCGACAUAAUUCCUUUCUCUAAGGUAGAUGAGGAGCAGAUGAAAUACAAAACAGAUGGAAAAUGUUUUGCUGUCUUGGGGUUCAGCAGAUCAUCUCAGAUCCUGAGACAUCGCUACAUGGGGAGUCAGGUUCUGAAGGUCUUUGCAGCAAAGGACGAUGAGGCUGCAGCAGUUGCUCUUUCUGCGCUCAUUCAUGCUUUGGAUGAGUUGGAUAUGGUAGCCAUUGUGCGUUAUGUCUAUGAUAGAAGAUCUCAGCCUCAGGUUGGAGCAGCCUUUCCAUUGAUCAAGAAUGAAUAUGAGUGCUUGGCAUAUGUACAGCUACCUUAUAUGGAAGAUUUGAGACAAUACAUGUUUUCCUCCUUGAAGAAUAAUAAAAAGUGUUUACCAACAGAGGAUCAGUUGCUGGCAGUUGACUCUCUGAUUGAUUCCAUGAGUUUGGUUUAUGAAGAUGAAAGUGAAGGGACAGUUGAGGAUAUAUUUAAAACCAGCAAAUUUCCAAAUCCUCAGUUUCAAAGAUUGUAUCAGUGCCUACAACAUAAAGCUUUCCAUCCUGAUGCACCCUUGCCUCCUAUUGAAAAACAUCUCUUAGACAUGUUGGAGACACCUCAGGAAGUAAGAGAGCAAUACCAGAUUCCUCUUGAAAAAGUAAAAUCGCUUUUUCCAUUGAAGGAUGUAGGCAAGAUGAAAGAACAGAAAACAGCUCAGCAUAUCUUCAAAGACAAUAAUGAAGAUGAAGCCAGUAGUAAAAAAGCAAAACCAGAAGAUGAUGAAGUUGGUUUUAGGAUUGCAGACCUUGCCGAAGGCAAUGUCACUGCAGUUGGAAGUGUUAAUCCAGUAGAAAAUUUCAGAGUGCUGGUGCGGCAGAAGACAGCUGACUUCAAGGAAGUCAGUCAGCAGCUAAUAAAACACAUCCACCAGUUUUUGGAAAACAGGGGUCAUUUAUACUAUUCAAAGAGCAUUGACUGCAUAAAAGCUCUCAGAGCGGAAGCCAUUAAGCUGUCAGAAGUGCAGUACUUUAAUGAUUUUCUGGAGGCUCUGAAAAAAAGGGUGGAAGAUAAAAACUUAGCCGAUUUCUGGGAGAUUAUAAUACAAGAUGAAAUUUCCUUGAUUACCAAAGAAGAAUCUGGAGGAAGCUGUCUGACAGCUGAAGAUGCCAGAAAGUUCCUGGCUCCCAAAGAUAAGCCCAUGGAAGUCUCACCAGUUACAGAUGAAGGGGGUGAUGUUGAUGAUCUUCUGGAUAUGAUUUAAAUAGUGGGCAGCAUCAGGGAAUUGCUGGACCUGAAGAUGUCUUUAGAAUCCAGGGAGAACAAUAUCAGGAAGUCAUCUACAGGAGCUUAAUUCCACCACAUGGGAAGCAAUGAAAUUGCCAGUAUGCUUUCAGUCUUUGCUGUCUGUUUGCCACAAGGCUUGAGAAAAAUUACCAACAAAAAUAACACCAUCUUACCUAUUCAAGCAUCUUUUAAUAUGAUGGCUCCAUAUUCUUUGAUAUUAGCAUAGUUGUUGCAAUUUCUCAGUCCUUGUUAUAUGCAUGUAAUAUUUUGUUAAAUUCAGUGCCUUCUAAAUAAACCAUAGAUAUAGGACCCGUCGUAGCAAUGCUUCUGAUGUGGCUAUGAAAUGUUCUGACUAGUUACUAAAUACCCCUUUUCUUCCCCCAACUUAUCCCUGUAUCUUAAUAUGCAAAUGUUGGUGUUUUUGGAAAGCUGACUUUUAUAUCUUUUUUCUACAGGGUUAUUACUUUCAAGCAUUUUUUGCCACCUUCAUUUUUCCUAAUGCAAUUUGAUGAUCUCAAGAGGCAGCUAGUUUUCAGUGUUGCUGAUGUUAAAGUCACCGGGUUUGUAUAGGGGGUGAUGGAAAACCUUUUAAGUGUGUGUUGCAGAAAUUUUGUUUGCAAUUAAAUGUAAUGUUGUUAUAAUACAGUUGAAAAACAGGAGGCAAACCAGAAAAUAAAAGUUAAAAUGCAAUUUAGAAAAAA